Triticum dicoccoides is the source of this 1388-nucleotide messenger RNA. RefSeq names its product pirin-like protein. NCBI's taxonomy places the organism in Eukaryota, Viridiplantae, Streptophyta, Magnoliopsida, Poales, Poaceae. The coding region runs from base 15 to 1094 and encodes 359 amino acids. The record is from RefSeq and is a predicted model, not a curated record. The transcript has 5 exons.
UCACAGCGACGAAGAUGCUGAGGCAGCACCUCCCCUAUUUCAACAGCAGCCGUCGUGUUCCUCUUGCGUCUAGAAAGACAAGCUCAAGCUCUAGAAGUAGCGCCAACAACACCAGACCUUUUCUGUGCCUAGCCCUGUUGCUCCUCCUGAUUCUUGUUGUGGCCGCCGUCUUCUUGUUCCCACCAGCGAUCAUGUCUUCCUCUUCCUCGUCGUCGUCGUCGGCCGCGGCCGUGCCGUUUCAGAGCCCGAGGAAGGUGGUGAAGAAGGUGCUCUCGUUGUCCCAGUCCGAGGGCGACGGCGCCACCGUCCGCCGGAGCAUCGGCCGUCAUGAGCUCCGGAGCCUGGACCCGUUCCUCCUGCUCGACGAGUUCUCCGUCUCCAAGCCCGGCGGAUUCCCGGACCAUCCGCACCGAGGCUUCGAGACCGUCACCUACAUGCUCGAUGGGGCCUUCACCCACCAGGACUUCUCUGGCCGCAAGGGCACCAUCAGGACAGGAGAUGUGCAGUGGAUGACUGCGGGGCGUGGCAUCGUGCACUCGGAGAUGCCGGCAUCCGACGGCGUGCAGAAGGGCCUGCAGCUGUGGAUCAACCUCGCUUCCAAGGACAAGAUGAUCAAGCCGCGGUACCAGGAGCUCGAGAGCAAGGACAUCAGCCAGGCCAAGAAGCACGGUGUGAAGGUGCGGAUCAUCGCCGGGGAGGCCUUCGGGGUGCGGUCGCCGGUCUACACACGAACACCGACCAUGUACAUGGACUUCACAAUGCAACCAGGGUCGCAUCUCCACCAGCCAAUCCCUGAGGGCUGGAAUGCUUUCGUGUACAUCAUCGAGGGGGAGGGUGUAUUUGGCAAGGAGGGGGCCGCGCCGGCGAGCGCGCACCAUUGCCUUGUGCUCGGCGCCGGCGAUGGGCUCAGUGUGUGGAACCGGUCUGGCGCGCCGCUGCGCUUCGUGUUGGCUGCAGGUCAGCCGUUGAAUGAGCCAGUGGUGCAGCAGGGGCCCUUCGUCAUGAACUCUCGUGCCCAGAUCCAGAAGGCCAUGGAGGACUAUUACCACGGCCGCAACGGCUUCAAGAAGGCCAGCCAGUGGAGCUCCACUUGAGCCUGAUCAGUUUGUCGAUGUGAUGAUGAUCGACGUCGCCGUGCAUUGUCGGGCAAAGGAUUGGGAGGGAAAUUGAAAUUGCAUUGUACCAUCAUAUUGAUGCCUUUGUGUAGAGUGCAGUGCUAGUCGUGUAUAUCUUCGAUUUGUUUUUUUACUUGUUUAUAGGAAAGAAUGUGAUACAAUAAAAGUGUGUAAUGAGGAGUAAGUUAGUAAUCAUUGUUUCAUCAUAGAUUUGCACACGCAGAUCAAGGAUAAAUAAUGGGUGUAUUUAAUGUGCUUCAGAUUUGAACAGGU